CUUACUUUAUUUUAUUAUAUUUUAGAGCCUCGUGCUUUAACUUUUUGUUGAUGAAUAUUUGAAAUGAGUGAUAAUGACGAUGUUAGCGCGUCUAUUGCGCAUAUUGUGUUGUGCUGUGUUGCCGGCCAAGGGCUUAGCCGCAUGCAUACCCGAGGUUUCACGCACCCGGGUAUGCACGCAAACUUCUUCAUACACGGAAUAUUGGGAUUUUUACACUACCAAAGCGGGAAGUUCAACAAUGAUUUCAAAUCAGCCUACGCUAUCAGUUACGCGGCAUCCAAAUAUUUAGCGCUACCAUGUUUGAACGCUGAUUUGUAUCGUGGUGACCAGAGUUUGAGUAGUAUCCAUCUUGUCUCGGGUUUAAUUCCAUUCACUAUGGCGUUGGCGGGAAUUGACAAUGUACAUCUUGGAAAUCUUGUAAUUGCGUGUAAUAUCGUAUCUUUGUGCUUGUAUUCUCAUAAAUAUGAAAGGAUUUGGGGCUGGUAUACAGCAGGCUCGGCGGUAUUGGCUUAUUUUGUGACCACGUCUGCAGCUAAACGCGUGUCGUAUCCGUUAUGUUUAGCGCUCAUGGAGUAUUGCGCGAAUAGAGUAUUUCAUAUUCAUUUUGCAGCGCCUUGA
Zerene cesonia (dogface butterfly) is the source of this 618-nucleotide messenger RNA. RefSeq lists its product as uncharacterized. The transcript has 2 exons. Bases 64 to 618 code for a protein of 184 amino acids. Lineage: Eukaryota; Metazoa; Arthropoda; Insecta; Lepidoptera; Pieridae. The record is from RefSeq and is a predicted model, not a curated record.